GAGGGGCGGCGGUGGGGCGGGGGCUGGGGAGGCGAGCGGUGCGAGGGGGUCGCCAGCUGAGCGCCGCCUGCCCCGCUGCGCGCACGGCGCCGGGCGGGUUUCCCCUUCGUCACAGACCCCCGCGACCGCUCCCGCGCCCCUGCCCCGCAGCAGGGACCGGCAGCCUCCCGCGGCCGGGCGGGGACGAGGCGGCGCCCCGGGGCGCGGCGGCCCGGCAGCGCGGCGGUAUGAGGGGCAGCCGCCGGCCCGCCGCCGCGGCCGUCCCCCGCCAGCCGGCGGGCGGCGCGGCGGGGAGCGCGGCCCCGGCGAGAAGCGAGAUGGCCCCCCGGAACCAGCCGCGGCGCGGGCUGCGCGCCCGGCGGGCGGCGUGAUCGCCUCCCGGCCAAGCCAUGGGCCAGACCUCGGUCUCCACGCUGCCCGAGCCGGCCGGCGUUGAUGGUCUGGAUAAGGCUUCAAUCGCUAACUCGGAUGGACCAGCCCCAGGAUCCCAAACUCCUCCCUUCAAGAGGAAGGGCAAACUUUCCACCAUUGGCAAAAUCUUUAAACCAUGGAAAUGGCGGAAGAAGAAGACUAGUGACAAAUUCAGAGAAACAUCAGCAGUGUUGGAAAGGAAGAUUUCGACAAGACAAAGCAGAGAGGAGCUGAUAAGAAGGGGAGUGCUGAAGGAAAUGCCUGAGCAAGAUGGUGAUGUAACAGUAAAUUUUGAAACUUCAAAUGGACACACCAUAGCCAUUGGUGAAGAAACCAUACGGGAAGAAAAUGUAGUAAAAGCCAGUGCAGAUAAUGGUACUUUAUCAGAGAAAGCGUCGGCAUUGGAAGGGAAAAAAGAAGAUCAGAAAGCGGGUUCCUCUCAUGCAAAAAAACCACCAGUCUCGAAGUCCUCUUCAUCACCAUCUCCUUCGUCCACAUCAUCUCAUCCCAAAGCCUCUAAGGAGACUUCCAACAAAUCUGGCACAUCAGGGACUCCCAGGGGCAAGAAAAAACCUGGGAAACAGUCAGCCCCACGAACAGCGCCAGAUGGGGCUGCUUCUUCCCCCUCAGGUGCCACAGCCAACAGGUUGGAAGCAAAGGCAGAAAAACCUGAGCCUGAGCAACCUUCCAUAGUAAUUUCCAAAACAGAGGAUGGAGACCAACUGAGCAAGCUCAUUGUCCCCCCUCCUCCCACUGCUGCCCCUCCUCCGCCUCCACUUCCACCUCCUUUCCCUGCUGCAGCUGGUCAGCCCGCUGUCUCCUCGGAUGCCCAAGAUGUGUCAGAUGGCUGCAUGGCAGGGCCAGCUGUCCCCGGAUCGGAUACUAAACUUCUUCUCCAGACUGAGCGUGGCACAGACGAGGGCCUGAGCAGUAUGGCCCUAGACAGCAGUGCAGAUGCUAGUGGAGAAGACACAAAAAGCUUGGCUGCCAAAGAAGACCAAGAAGCAGAGGCACCUGACCAGGCACACUCUGAGCUGGUGGAGGAGGCUUCUGAUGCUGCGGCUCCUCCUGAGAGUGAAAGUAGCAGAGAGAGCCACAGCAGUGACUCGGACUCUGAUGGGCCAAUACUGUACACAGAUGACGAUGAUGAUGACGAUGACGAUAAUGCAAGUGCUGAAAGCUCUUUGGCAAGUAAAAUUCGUCGUAGGGAUACUCUUGCUAUCAAACUUGGCAACAGACCAUCUAAGAAAGAAUUAGAAGACAAAAACAUCUUGCAGCGUACAUCUGAAGAGGAGAGGCAGGAAAUCAGACAUCAGAUUGGAACAAAGCUAGUGAGGAGACUUAGCCAGAGGCCUACGACUGAAGAGCUAGAGCAAAGAAAUAUCCUGAAGCAGAAGAAUGAAGAAGAGGAACAGGAAGCCAAAAGAGAAAUUAAACGUAGACUCAGUAGAAAGCUCAGCCUGAGGCCUACAGUGGCUGAACUUCAAGCAAGAAGAAUCCUUCGAUUUAAUGAGUAUGUGGAGGUCACGGAUUCUCCAGAUUAUGACCGUCGUGCUGACAAGCCUUGGGCCAGGUUAACUCCCGCAGACAAGGCAGCAAUACGGAAAGAGCUGAAUGAAUUUAAAAGCACAGAAAUGGAAGUACAUGAGGAAAGUCGGCAAUUUACCAGGUUUCAUCGUCCCUAACUGUUUGACCACAUCCCAUAUUUCAUGUAAUAAUUUUCUUUGGGGAAAUCAUUGCGUCCUGAAGACCUGCGAUUGCACUGGAACUUGGCUGAGUAUGAGUGUGUGCUACAGCUUACCCUGAGGUUAAUGAAGGAUGUGGCUCUCAUCUUUAUCAAUGGACAAAUGAUUUGUCUGGGAGGAGAAUCCACAUGAAGUGUUUGUCAGUGCUAAGACAGACCACGGUUCUGUGGCUAGCCCACACAGACGAGUCAGUGGACUUCUUCGUCAGAGCUCCACAAGUCAGGAAGUGCUGAAGACAAUCGCUUGAGAGCCUGUUACUAGGAACUCAUCAGACUUCACAGGGUUGUGACUGAGGGUGACUGGGAGGGGGGAGUGUGAAAAGGACUGAGAGCGUGGGGGAAGAGAGAUUUCGCUUGUCAGUCCACAGAGAAAAGUGGAACAGAUGGGACUGCUUAAUGAUGCACUUGGCCAGUGGGAGGAAUUAUUUUUUCAUAAAAACUUCAGAGUGUGAGCAGCUGUGCAUGUAUAUUUUUUUUUUAGUGGCCGCAGCCUGUCUUAGAAAGACAGCAAGCCACAAGUCCUCAUGUCAUCAGUACUUUAGUGAAGAACUGUAAUUUUCUCUAGUGCCAGUAAAUACAGUUGCCAGAAAUUAGUCCUAGUAUAACUCAGCUGUCUUUUUUAAAAUGCUGAUGAGCAUGCUUCAAGAAAAUACACUGAAGAUUCAUACAGAACAAGUCAUAUAUUUUUGGUUUUUAAUGUUGACAUACUCUGGAUCCUCAGAAAUACAUACAGGAUUUGAAGGACAAAUAAUGUGACACUAUGAACACAAAGAAAUGCUUCAUGUUUAUAAACACUCCUUGCUGUCUGUCACUUGCCAUUCAAACCAGAGGGAUCAUUAUCUUUCUGACCUAUGGCAGGCAGUGGUGACAAUUUUGACAUCAUGCUAUAUGAAUCCAAAAUCAGAAUUGAAAUUAGGAACAAAAGUCUCUACUAGUAGGCUUGAGCAGUGAUUACUGAUGUGACUUUUUAUGUUUAAGCACUCUUGCACUGCUUUCAGGAAGAACUCCCAGAUGAAUCAGUAUGACUUCACCCAGUGGUCCUCUAAAAGUGAAUGGAAAAUCCUUAAGAGUGCCUGCAGCCUGUUUUUGUUGAGUGUGAAGAAUGCUUCUUAGAGUCAUAAUUUUUUAUACAACCUUAAAAUUGUACAUGUGAAUACAGUACUAUUAAAAUUAAGUGGUAUGGAGUGUGAAAGGCAAUACAUGGUUUUUCUAAGUUGGCCCAAAGGCCUAUUAAAAAGCCUGUGGCAUUGUUUACACUAAGAAAUUCUCUGUCUUAUAUUAGCACUUAUUUAUCCUUUGAAUUAAUGUACACAACUUUGGGGGGGAGGGGAGGUCUGAAAUUCACAUAUGCAUACAUUUAAUGCAGUAUUACAGUAUAUUUGCUAUUUAUCCUUUCUAAUGUGUGUAUAUAUACAAUUUAUUUUUGUCUUUUAUGUGCCCUGUUUAGUUUCUAAUUAUGAAGUGUAAGUAUUUCUCUUUCAGGCAAUAAAAGGUCUGUGUAGAUGUGAUUUUUACCUCAGAACCUGCAAUAGAUUCUUGUGGAAUAUUUUUGGUUUAUAAAAUUGAAGGUUGUUGUUUUAGAUGACAGCCUAAAGGCAGGAAGGCAAUUUGGUGGCUAAAAUUAGAUCUCCCUCUUUACUGAUAUUUACAACAGGACCAGGUUUGCAUAAAUGGGGUGGAUUAUUUUAGUAAAGAGCACUUCUAGUAACAGAAGAGUGUGUUCCAACAGCUGGCACUCUAUUACUUUUAAAGAGAUUGACAAACCUUUUUUUAAAAAAGAUAGAUUUAUAUGACUCUUAGGCUCCCUUACAUUUUAGUAAAAAUGUAGUGAUGUACAGACUCCAGAAUAUCAAUAACUAAAUAAAAUAGCCGUCUACAUGCUUGUAGCAAAGAAAAGGAAGCAGCACCUUCCUUUUUUAAUGGAAUCAAUAAGAGCCAUUAGGAUUCCAUUUACAGAAAACAGUUUAGCUUCUGUGGGGCCCAUCAUUUUAUAAAUAUAGAAACACUGCUUUGACAUCAAGGAAGCAGUGAAAAUGUAUUCUUUGGCACUAAAUCAUACAGGAAUGAUCAGGCCAUUAGAGUUAAGGUUUGUCAGCAAUUCUGCUAGAAUCCUAAUUUUUAUUUUUAGAAUUUGAAGAGUAAACUUAAAACUUAUACUAGCACUUCAUAAAUAGUUCUCCUGCUUAAACUUUUUUUUUUUUGCUCUUGUUGCAAAAUUUAGAAAUGUGUGUCCAAAAUCCUAUAAAGGUCUACUAUGUUGACUUUGAAGUAUAUAACAUGGUAUUUCACUUCAAAGGAAACAAGUGGAGCAAUUAAAGAGACCUCAGUGUUGCCUUAAACAUUUUGAAACAUUCGAAAGCAGCCAAGAUACCGAAGGCAGAAAGGUAGCUGUUGCACACACAGAAUAACUUGGACAAAGGUAAGGCUGGACUGUAUAAACUUUAUGCAAGACAGUAGCUCCACUGACCUGCCAGGGCACAUACAGGUUGCACGAGCAACCUAAAACUUGUUAAACUCUUAGGAUGAAGUGAAUGAAUUGACUUUGCAAAGAGACAUUCCUCUAUACUAGGCCUGGAGCAUGGAUAGAAAGACAUGUGCCAUCUCUUGUUUUAAGAGUUAAAACACAAAGAUGAAGAUAGAACUUCUGUCUCAGACUUCCUCAAACUGCAUUUUGCAAUAAGAUGUGAGGCAUCACUUAGGCUUUCCCUAUCUUCCUCCUGGGUUUGGGGGUGGUUUUUUAAGUAUUCACUACAAGACGUUGCUAGAGGCAGAAUGCUAGCCUGGACAGAGGUACUGAGCUAAUCUUUAAAUCCUUAUGUAACUUCUUAUUUUGAUUAUAGCUAAUCAGAUACAUUCUUUGGCCCACAAUUCAGCAAACUACUUAACCAGAUUUAUGGAACUGGACAAAAGAGUUGCCUUUGUUGCAGCUUAAGUAGAAAUGUAGUAUACUUGCAGAAUUAGAACUAUAAAACUAUCCAUUAUGUAUUGCACCUACACACAGAUUUAGAAUUUUAUAUACUGUUUUUAUAUUCUAAAUAUCAACUGGCAGAAAAAUGACAGCUGUGAAGUGUUAUCCAUGCCAUAAAAAAUAACAGGAUUUUGGUAUGUCACUGUGUGCAGCGAAGCAAGUUUGCUUUACCUUAUUGAGCUGCUUGAAGUUGGUUGCUGCUCUGUCUCCGAGUCCUCUGUAUCGAUGGUUUCAAAUGUCUUCAACUUGCUACAACAGCCUGUUGGGAAUAAUACAUCGUGUACCUAACUGCCUAUGGUGCUGCUUGCCUGUUAGAAGGGGAAAAUCAGGGUAAGUCCUGAGAAACUCCUGAGUAAUUCUUGAGGAAAAAAAUAAAAAUAUUUUUAAAAGACAGAUAAAAAAAAACUUCCCAAGCAAUGCAUAGUACAGUCCGGCUCGUCUAAAAGGGAUCGGUGUGUUAAUUUUUAUCAAGUUGGACAAAUAAUUUUAAUGUCAUCCACAACAUACAACAAACCUUACACACAUACCUAUGUUCCAGAGAGUCAGAUACGAACUCAGAUGUCUACAUCCAUACAAACAGAAAAUUAGUAUCUUGAAGUAGUGGUGUCUGAAAUGACCUCAUAUGUCACGUUUAUCAGUAGGAUCACAGAUCACAGCAUGUCACUGUGGGUGCAGAAGAAUGGAUGCUUAAUCAAAUCCGAAUUUCUAUACAUAAAUUGAAAUGGUUCUGGAAUGUCUCUUGUCUCUCUUCUUUCCAUUAAUAUGUAUUUGUCCUUAUAACUGAAAUCAGUUGUUUCAAAUCAAAAGUAGUCUUAUCUGAAUUUCCUCAAAUUGUGAUAUAUGUGUUGACUCAACAAGUAAAAAAACCCACACAUUUUAAGCUAAAUGCUAACAAUUAUUUAAGCUAAAUACCAGGAGUAGUGUCUUCAUAAUCACUGAAAGUUUUCACAGGCAUUUGUAGGUCUACAAAAUUGUAUUUAUUUGCUGGGUUUAGCUUUUACCUAGAGUUGUGUGUGUCCCUUGCUGUGGUGGACUUAACCAGCCACUGAUGUGGGGCAGUGUGGGGCAGCCCUACCUUCUGCUUCGGCCACACUGAGCAGCUCUUGGAGAAGCACCAGAGCUUCAGUGUUGACAUGUAAAAACCAUAUCGGAGGACCACCUUUUUUUUUGUUGGUUUUGUAGGUUUUUUUUCCUUGAAAACCAAAUGAAAGCUGUAAAACAAGGGGAUGAAAAUGUCCCUGACAUGACAGAAAUUAGACCCCUCCUUCCAGGUGAGAUUAGUGCUUUGUUUCCAGUGGAGAUGCUUCAACCCCAGAUCUGAGACUAGUAACACUACAGUUACAUCAGAGAAUUUGUGUGGAAAUAGCUGUCACUUAACCUGAGUAUAAAUAUAGUCUGAGCCACAAUUCUGUAUUGCCAUAAGAUGGGAGGAAGAUCCAGCCAGCAGAGACUAAAGACGUCUAUCUAGUCUGGCAGCCUGAGAAGCAACUGAAACCCCCUCAUCGGCUGCAGCUGGCAGCGGGUCGGAGCCAGGGCAGGGAGAGCCACACUGUCACCACGGGUACGGCAGACUGCACCAGAAGGACGGGCCUGGGUGAUCCGAAGUAGAGACUAGAUGAUCAGCCCAUGUCUUAAUGUCCAUCAACGCUUUAAUGAUAAAGUAAACCAAGCUAAAAGCCUACAUUCGCAUUGAAUUGUCAGCUAAAAGCCUACAUUCGCAUUGAAUUGUCAGGUAUGCCAGAACUGCGUCUUUUAAUGCUUUCACAUCAUCAGUUUUUAUUCAUACCUCAAGGAGUUAUGACCUGUGCCAGUGCUGUAAACUAAAAUAAAGAUAUACUCAGGGUGAAUAACAGAAUAAACUUGCCUCCUGCCUUUAGGAGCUCCCAUGUUUAGCUCCAUCAUUGUUGCUACCUUUAUUAUUAUUGUACAAAGCUUAGUGCAAUGCUCAUUGCGGGAACCUAGCUUGUGAUGAACAAAAAGAAGCAAUUCUGGAAGUUUUUAUUAGGUUGAUUUAAAAUAUUUGGAGGAUCAAAUUGAAAGAAAAUUAAAUUCCCCAGAAAGCUUAAAGCUUCUAUUUAACAGAUGUUUGAAAAAAAAAGAAGAAAAACUUAUGCAAGUGUUAUCUAUAUAGAGAACGGGAGAAAUGGAAUAAAAUAACAUCUUUCAUCAUAAUGGUUCGGCAGGUUUCUAUUUAUUGAUUUUAAUAAUCAAUAAGGUCUUGUUUCACUUUGUCAGUGUUCCCAUCUUGUUUCAGGAUUUUAAUGGCAACAGAGCUCAUAUGAACUAGAUGCAGAAUCUCACCAAUAUUUCAUCAUUUUCUAGAAGCUAAAUAUUGCACCGGAUAGGAACAAAGACAGUAAUGGCAUUCUCUGUAUCUCCUUGUUUAAUCAUUAAUUCUUUACAUUAAAAAAGUCUUGCAAUACUAUGUCAAAUUUAACCAUAUUUGAACAUUGUUAUAAUAUAGUAAAACGUUGCUGAACAUGCCUUCUCUUCCUUUCACUACUUUGUGUGGUGGUAUAUUGAUUUGUAAACUUGUAUAAAUUUUGGAAUUAAAGAAAUACUGUGUUUUGGAUGA
Molecule: messenger RNA, 7698 nt
Organism: Falco peregrinus (peregrine falcon)
Lineage: Eukaryota; Metazoa; Chordata; Aves; Falconiformes; Falconidae
Gene: PHACTR2
Product: phosphatase and actin regulator 2
Exons: 12
Coding region: 390-2096 (568 amino acids)
Biological process (GO): actin cytoskeleton organization
Molecular function (GO): actin binding
Source: RefSeq, a predicted model, not a curated record